Messenger RNA from Mollisia scopiformis, 1992 nucleotides. RefSeq lists its product as uncharacterized. Lineage: Eukaryota; Fungi; Ascomycota; Leotiomycetes; Helotiales; Mollisiaceae. The transcript is spliced from 3 exons. The record is from RefSeq and is a predicted model, not a curated record. Bases 1 to 1992 code for a protein of 663 amino acids.
AUGAUUGAGCCACAUUCGCGCAAGAGAAAGCCACAAGUUCAAGAGGUCUUAAGAGACACUCCUCAAGGAUCAGGUGGAUUUGAUGAAUCGCUGAAGAUCCCUACAUAUGGGCCAGUGCAAGAUAUAUCCGUCCUUCAAGAUCCUGGGUCUGGCAUAACUACGGAAAGAACCAGUUUCGCAUAUCAAGGAGAAGCGUUUAAGCAACCCAUUCGAGGUCCCGAGAAUGGUAACUUGGCGAAUGGCACCGAUGGCCUUGGUAAAGCUCCACCCAAAUUGUCGGGCGCAAUCGAAGUUCUCAAGGAUGAGCAUGCUUCGAACGAGUUUGAAAGUUCCAAGCUGAUCGAGCCAACAGAGCAAAUCUCCUCUCAAGACCUCGAAUAUAGGAGUGAUAGAACAGAAAAUAACAAUCAUACGCUUGUGGAAGAGAAGAAAUUGUUCUUCGAUCUGCUCUCGAAAGUAGACAAGGCUCUAAGGGAGCACCAGGAGCCUGACAAAUCCGACGCAAUUAAGUUCUUACAGUUGUUUCUCUCUAGAGACUUCAGUUCUUGGUUUCGUGAGGUAGAAUGUGAUCCUAAGCAAGCCAAGGCCGUGGGAUUCUUCCUCGAUUGUAUCGCGAAUAUCAUCAAUGUUAGUGCGAAUAUUGGUAAGUCCGAGAUAGCUCAGCCUGUGGAGUCAACCUCCUCCAAGGACUUCAAACUUGGAGACGCCAGGGUAGAGAAUAGUGAUCUCCAGCGAGUGGAGGCUAAAGAACUGCUGUCUGACCAGCUUCCCAACAUUGGAAAUACUUUGACGAAUGUUGACAAGGCCGAGGCAGCCAAAGCUGCGACAAUCACCUCUGAAGAUGUCCACCCUGGAGAGGUUGGAGCAAAAAGCAACAAUCCUGAGCAGCUGGAGGCCAAACGAUUGUCUUUCAGUCAGGUUCUGAAUACCGAAAAUGUUGAACAAGGGGUUGCUAGAGAUGAGCUAGUCGGAUCUGAGUGUUCGUCCGCUCCUGUCUCUGAGACGAAUAGUGCAACAAGCGAGAUUCAGAGCUCAGAGCAGGCCGUUCCAGUCUCGGCACUUGGUUCGGAAAGUGCACUCUCGGAUGAUACACUCAGGCAGGAUCUAUCAACCGAAAACAAGGAUUUACAAGAGGAAGACCCAAAGUUACAGCUGUCUGACGAAAUAGGGGAAGCUAUGACAUCGAGUAUUGACGCGGAAAGAAAUUUAAGGAAGCUUUGUGAAGGCACUUCGAAGCUGAUGAGAGCAUCGUCGGAGCCGUUGGUAUUGGGAGGAAGCUUUUCACACGAGCAAGAAGCUCCAUCUUCAGUCAACAUUCCGGCAAUUGGUGUUUCCAAGGAGGAGAACAUGGACCUUGGGGAGUCAUUGGUACUCAACAUUUUAGAUGACCUAGAUCCUGUCCCCAGAGCCAAGUCUAUUCCAAUCUUUACAGAGGAGGACGAGCUUCAUAUUCUUGUCGAAUACCGAAAUAAUGGAAGAGAGGCACAUGGUGUGCCGCUCAAAGAUACAGGUUCCUUCACUAGCUGGGUCUCUCUCGAAUUCUUAGGCAGGCUUGGCCAUGCAGACUCCAUCCUGCCGCCAAGUACCGGAGACAGGUAUGCGACACUUAACGGUACAGACAUGCUCUGCAAAGGCACCGUGACUCUGAACUGGCGAGAACUGGACCAAAACAAGCACUGCGAAGACGUCUUCAGAGUCGCUGAACUUGCUAGACAUGACAUUGUGUUUGGCUACGAUAUUCUCAAAAAAUACAAUUAUGUCACGUGGAAUUUCGGAAGGGACGUGAAACCCGCUUGUGCCAUCUUCCCGGCGAAGAAAGAAAGUCCAGAACAGAGACAAAUGCGAGAGGAAGCUCAGAGACAACAAGCAGAGAGGGUUCAGAAGGAAGAAGAGCAAAAGCGGAGGGACGAAUUGGAGAAACAGAAUGAGAGGAGAAGGAAGUUGCAAUCAGGUUCUUCAAGUGGAGCAGCAGCACGCUCAUCUGGCAAUUAG